Messenger RNA from Priceomyces carsonii, 1059 nucleotides. Its product is annotated as NAD(P)-dependent alcohol dehydrogenase. The record is from RefSeq and is a predicted model, not a curated record. The transcript has a single exon. Gene Ontology annotation, molecular function: zinc ion binding; alcohol dehydrogenase (NADP+) activity. NCBI's taxonomy places the organism in Eukaryota, Fungi, Ascomycota, Pichiomycetes, Serinales, Debaryomycetaceae. Gene Ontology annotation, biological process: alcohol metabolic process. Bases 1 to 1059 code for a protein of 352 amino acids.
AUGCAAUUUGAAGGUUACGCUGUUACUGAUCCAGAACAUUAUACAACGGUUGAAAAAAUCAAAUUCACUCCUAAAACAUUUGAUGACCAUGAUGUGGACAUCAAGAUCAUAGCUUGUGGAAUUUGUGGACUGGAUUGUCAUACAAUAAGUGGUGGUUGGGGUAAAUAUAAUGUUCCUCUUAUCGUAGGACAUGAGAUUAUUGGUCAUGUUGUGAAUGUUGGAAAGAAAGUUUCAACACUCAAAGUUGGAGACAGAGUUGGUGUGGGUGCACAGGUUGGUGCUUGUCUUGAAUGUGAUAUAUGUAAGUCAGGUGAAGAAACAUACUGUCCCCAUUUAAUCGAUACAUAUAACGCUAAAUAUCCUGAUGGAUCAACUGCCUGGGGAGGAUAUGCAUCGCACGUAAGAUGCCAUGAAUUUUUCACAUUUAAGAUUCCAGAUAAAUUGGAAACAAGCGUGGCUGCUCCAAUGCUUUGCGCAGGCAUAACAACUUAUGCCCCCAUUAAAAAGAACUUCACUGGACCAGGGAUGAAAAUUGGAAUUAUCGGAAUUGGAGGUCUUGGCCAUUUAGCAAUUAUGUGGGCGAAAGCGUUAGGAUGCGAAGUCUUUGUGUUUUCUAGAGGAACAAAAAAGAAAGAUGACGCAUUCAAGCUAGGAGCCGAUCACUACUUCGAUCUGACACAGAAGGAGUUUGGCGAGAAUUUGAAUUACAAGUUAGAUAUGAUUUUGUCUUGUGCUAGCUCCUCUAAGAGUUUUGACAUAAAUGAAUUUUUGAAGAUGCUUAAGGUGAGAGGUAAAUUCAUUAGCGUUGGUUUACCUGAAGAGCCCUUCAGUGUAAUGGCUCAAAGCUUUACUGGAAAUGCAUGCUUCUUAGGCUCUUCUCACCUCGGUAAUAGAAAGGAAAUGUUUGAAAUGCUCAAUUUAGCUGCUGAAAAGGGAGUGAAAACUUGGGUUGAAACAAUUCCAAUUAGUGAAUCGGGGGUUAAAAAGGGAUUAGAGAAGACUCUACACAACGAUGUUAGGUAUAGAGUAGCCUUGAUAGAUUUUGAUAAGCAGUUUUAA